ACUGGAGCCUACCUGGGCUCUUUGGUGGGGAUAAUGGCGGACUCUGGGAGGGCUCACGCCAAGGAGUACUUCCCAGAACUUCUGCUGCCAGUGUCCUUGUCCCUUGUUGAGCCACAGCUGCCCCCCUCCUCUGCAAGAGACCCUCCAACACUAGCAGAGUGGUAUCCAAGGCUUCAGAAGACACAGUGAUCCAUCCACAUCUCAAGCAGAGAGCUUGGGCCACUGCGUAAACCAGGAACCCAGCAUCAGAAAGGGACAGCCGAAACCCAGCCGGCAGACCUGUAUUCACUCCAGGCUGGAGGCUCUUCGUGGUAAAACCGCUCUGUGGGGCUGUGGGGCAGAGACUGGGGAGCAGUCACUGGCACAGGCACGUAGGGGUGCCAAAGAGAAGCGGCCUCCUGCCCCUCUCAGGCUGAAUGAGCCGGAUCGUUCUGAGGAACAGGACCCAGGUUUCCUGUUUAAAUCCUUCUUUUGCAACCUUAAAAAAAAAGACUGCUAAGUGAGGGCAGGAAUUCUGUGCCCUGCCCCCGUACCAUACACAUUCCCACCCUUCUGUUUGCUUCACCAAGUUCUGGGAACACCUCAUUGCCACCCACCUCACCGUGCUCAACUCCACCCAUUCCCCUUAAGGCACAGAGCCCAAAGGAGAAGUGAAGCUGAGUGAGCAGAAUACCUCAGAGUGCAUUUGGCCUUCAGGAACUGGCCACCAGUCGGUGUUGUGGCCAUUCAUGGACACCCAAUGGUACAAGAAAGAAGAACGUUGUCCCUUUCUUGUCGUUCUGAAAGACUGAGACCCCAAGUUCUAUCUCCAUCAUCACACUGGAAGCUGAGGACUUCUGACUCAGUCAGGACCUUGACCUUGAAUUCAUAAAGAUUCUAAAAGCUCCAGAGACAAACGCUUCGUGGACACAAUCCCCUGAAACCAGUAACCCACUGCCUGUAAUAGCAAAGUAAACACGGAAACCAUUUCCCUUGACCUGUGGGAGAAGCCAGGAUGGAAACUUCCACCACCCCAAAGAACUAUGACAUGACCACAGGAGCCAACUAUGGAGCCGCAACCCCGUGCCAGAAGGUACAGGAGAGGGCCUUUGGGGCCCAGCUGCUGCCCCCCGUGUACUCGGUGGUAUUUGUCUUUGGCCUGAUAGGCAACAUCCUAGUGGUCCUGGUCCUCAUGCAAUACAAGAGGCUCAAAAGCAUGACGAGCAUCUACCUCCUCAACCUGGCCAUGUCUGACCUGAUCUUCCUCUUCACGCUGCCCUUCUGGAUUGACUACAAGCUGAAGGAUGACUGGGUUUUUGGUAAUCACAUGUGUAAGUUGCUCUCUGGGCUUUAUUUCUUGGGCUUGUACAGCGAGAUCUUCUUCAUCACCCUGCUGACCAUCGACAGGUACCUGGCCAUUGUCCAUGCUGUGUUUGCCCUGCGGGCUCGGACCGUCACCUUUGGUAUCAUCACCAGCAUUGUCAUCUGGGUCCUGGCCGUCUUGGCUUCUGUCCCGGGCUUGUACUUUUCCAAGACCCAGGAGACGUCCACUCACUACACCUGCAGUCUUGAUUUUCCUCGUGAAAGCCGAAGCACGUGGAAGCAGUUCCAGGCUCUGAAACUGAACAUCGUGGGGCUGGUGUUGCCUCUGUUGGUCAUGGUCGUCUGCUACACAGGGAUUAUAAAGAUUCUGCUCAGACGACCAAAUGAGAAGAAGUCCAAAGCUGUGCGUCUGAUUUUUGCCAUCAUGAUCAUCUUCUUUCUCUUUUGGACCCCGUACAAUCUGACUGUGUUUGUUUCUGCUUUCCAAGACUCCCUGUUCACCCAUGAGUGUGAGCAGAGCAAACAGCUGGACCUGGCCAUACAAGUGACGGAGGUGAUCGCCUACACCCACUGUUGCAUCAACCCCGUGAUCUACGUCUUUGUCAGUGAAAGGUUCCGCAAGUAUCUACGGCAGUUGUUCCAUCAGCUGUUCGCCGUUUGCCUGGCUAAAUGGCUCCCCUUCCUCUCCACGAAGAGGCUUGAGAGGGUCAGCUCCACGUCCCCCUCCACCGGGGAGCAUGAACUCUCUGCUGGGUUUUGACUCAGGCCCCUGGAGGCUGACCCAGGACCCAACAAGAGUGACCUGCCUGGCAUGCCGGCUGGGGAGGAGGCAGCUUGGGUGUCCUGGCCAGAUUAUGAUGCCUGACGCAGAUGGAAUGGUAGCCACGUGGGGUUGAGGGAGCUCCAGGUGCUCCAGACCAAAUCACCUCUGGGGCUUGAGUUUUCUCUGUGAACUUCCCUUUGGUAGAAAGGAGAUGAAUAAAUGAAACGGGACAUUCCAGAAGACUGGGACAAAGGAUGACCAAGAAGGGCUUGGUCCCAAACAGGAAUUCAGAUUUGUGAACAUUAACAUUUGUAAACCAAACCACUGAGCAUCUGCCACCCUUGCCCCGUCACCAGUGAACUUGGAAAUAGUGAUUUCCACCACGGACUCCACUCUGAGCCGAGAGCCAGUCAGGAGCUGGCGGCUGCCUCCACCUACCCACCCCACUCCCACUGCAGGGUUUAGGCUCUUGGAAACCCUGAGGAACCUAGGACUUACGAUGGAAGAACUUGACAUCUGAUGGGAAGUAGGAUUGGGGAACUGCUUUUGGCAGUGGAACUAAGAAAGCCUUUGGAUGGAAUUUUUAUAUUCACUAAAAUUGAACAAUUCACGCAGUGGGCUGGAUACAGACGAAAUGUAUAAAAUGCUGCGCUUCUUGAAAUAGCCAGGGAGCGGAGGAAGUCAUUACUUCCAUUUAGCAUCCCUUUCUUUCUGAAUAUUUUUCAGAAUCUCCCUUCCCUGUAAGUUGAGGGAUGUGGCAGUAAAUUCUGACAGCUUUAUUGCAGAAAUUAUUAACAGGCCAAAGGAGACCGGAUUGCUUUUCUUCCUCUUGGUUCUCCAUCCAGACCUUUUAGUUGUGUGGCUCAGAGUUUUGGCAGCCACCUUGCACACAUCAGCAGAACAGGGACCUGGUGUGCAAGCUGAUGGGGUUUGAGGCUGGGAGGGUAAUGUCUACCAGGAAGGGUGGGGGCCCUGUCGAUGUAGGAAGUUGAGGAGCCCUUAACUCAAAGAAACUUAUUCACCCUAAAGGUCCUUAACGCUUCAGCUCUCACCUGAAGUGCGAUAGGACUUCCUAUCCAUUAUGUCUUCUUCCCUUUUCCCUCAGACAUAGAUUUUUUUGAAAAUAAUUUUCCCAGUAACAAAAAUUGUUUUCUAGAAAAGCUUAAAAACACAAAGGGGAAAAAAACCAUCAAAAGCAUUCAUAAUCCCCCUACCCAAAGACAACCACUGUACAUUCUUUGAUGUAUUUUCCUUUAGUUUUUUUUUUUCUCCUAUGCAUAUCUGUGUUCAUGAGCAAGAUGGAUUUCAGCUGUAUUUACUCUUCCACUGUUGUUGUUUUUAAGUAGCAGUAUGUUGGGAACACUUUCCUAGGCAAUAAAUUAUUUCAAAGCA
This is a messenger RNA of Orcinus orca (killer whale), 3457 nucleotides long. Its product is annotated as C-C chemokine receptor type 1. Bases 995 to 2062 code for a protein of 355 amino acids. Gene Ontology annotation, biological process: inflammatory response; immune response; chemotaxis. The record is from RefSeq and is a predicted model, not a curated record. NCBI's taxonomy places the organism in Eukaryota, Metazoa, Chordata, Mammalia, Artiodactyla, Delphinidae. Gene Ontology annotation, molecular function: chemokine (C-C motif) ligand 5 binding; chemokine (C-C motif) ligand 7 binding; C-C chemokine receptor activity. Gene Ontology annotation, cellular component: cytoplasm; membrane. The transcript is spliced from 3 exons.